Molecule: messenger RNA, 1071 nt
Organism: Antrostomus carolinensis (chuck-will's-widow)
Lineage: Eukaryota; Metazoa; Chordata; Aves; Caprimulgiformes; Caprimulgidae
Product: fibrinogen-like protein 1
Exons: 8
Coding region: 64-1071 (335 amino acids)
Biological process (GO): platelet aggregation; blood coagulation, common pathway; fibrinolysis
Cellular component (GO): fibrinogen complex
Molecular function (GO): protein-macromolecule adaptor activity; extracellular matrix structural constituent
Source: RefSeq, a predicted model, not a curated record
AGCUAAUCUUAUCAGGAGGAGGUCUGAAGGAAAAGCACACGUUACAGGUGAUGAGAAAUAAGCAUGAUGAUGUCCUGGUCACUGCUGCUCCUUUUCCUGGUCAGCUUUGGUUCACCUGCACCCAGGUUGUCGGAAAAAGAUAUCUGCCUCCAAGACAACAAUAAAUUAAGACAAAGGUUAAAACACCUUCAAGACUUGCAUUACUUAUAUGAGCUGCAACUGAAGGACAUUCUGGAGAACACUUACCAUAGAACAAAAAGUGGGCUGUUCUCAGGCAACAGGAGCAUGCAACAUGAGAUGCAUUUACCCACAACCAGUGGAAAUUUGAUAGUCUAUGACCAAGAUUGCUCUGCACUGUAUAAUCGGAAGAAGGCUACAAACGGCUACUACCGGAUCAGGCCUAGAGCAGACCAAGACCCCUUCCUGGCAUACUGUGACAUGUCUGAUGGUGAGGGCUGGACCGUCAUUCAGCGGCGGAGUAAUGGCAAGGAGAAUUUCAACAGGAAAUGGGAUGAUUACAAACUGGGAUUUGGGAAAUUCCAGGGCAAGAAUGAUGAAUACUGGCUGGGCAAUGACCACAUCUAUGACCUGCUCGCUAGAGGAGAGAUCUCAUUAAAGAUUGACCUGAUGGACUGGCACGGGGAAAAACGUUAUGCAAUCUAUGAAAAUUUCCAGCUUGCAAAUGAGCAGGACAAUUACAGGUUAUGGUUUGGCACCUAUUCUGGUAACACUGGCGACGCUCUGUCUGGUGGGAGCAAUUUUGAAGAUCAGUGGUCAGCCUCUCACAGAGGGAUGCAGUUCACCACAUCUGACAAAGAUCAUGAUCGAUUCCUUGCAGGCAACUGCGCAUUAGAGAACAAGGGCGGUUGGUGGUUUAACAGGUGCCAUGCUGUAAACCUCAAUGGACGAUACUACAGAACAGGAAGGUACAAUGGAUCCCAUGACAAUGGCAUAGUUUGGUCUACGUGGCAUGGGAUGUGGUACUCGCUAAAAUACUCGGCCAUGAAAAUCAGGGCUCCAUUCUUUGUUGACAGUGAGAGUGGAGAUGGUGAGAACAGUCAGGGCAACUGA